This is a messenger RNA of Anneissia japonica, 2826 nucleotides long. RefSeq names its product lysosomal Pro-X carboxypeptidase-like. The record is from RefSeq and is a predicted model, not a curated record. Gene Ontology annotation, biological process: regulation of blood vessel endothelial cell migration; negative regulation of systemic arterial blood pressure; angiogenesis involved in wound healing. Gene Ontology annotation, molecular function: serine-type exopeptidase activity; dipeptidyl-peptidase activity. NCBI's taxonomy places the organism in Eukaryota, Metazoa, Echinodermata, Crinoidea, Comatulida, Comatulidae.
UCUUGCAUAUCAUGCAGCCUGGCAGCCGACAACAAGGAUGGAGUGUUGUCGUAUAUAUUUAAUAUUGAUAUAUUCUGCUAUUUUACCUGCUUCCGGAGUCCUAUUUGGUAGAAAGCUUGGGGAAAAUAUACCAAAGACUAGUAAAUACAAUUAUGAUACAUAUUAUUUUGAACAAAAGGUUGACCACUUCAACUUUGCAAAUGAUGAUGUUUUCAAGCAGCGCUAUUUGGUGUCAACAGAGCAUUGGGGAGGUUAUGGAAUGCCAAUAUUAUUCUACUGUGGGAACGAGGGAGAUAUCACCUGGUUCAGUGAAAACACGGGCUUCAUGUGGGACAUCGCACCAGAGUUCAAUGCCAUGAUUGUGUUUGCAGAGCAUAGAUACUAUGGAAAAUCCAUGCCAUAUGGUGACCAGUCUUACAAGAAUCAAACACUGCUAGGCUACCUGACAGCAGAGCAAGCUCUGGCCGACUUCUCCAUCUUGAUUCGCCACAUGAAGGCCACAAUGAAAGAUGCUGGUGGCAGCCCAGUUGUAGCCUUUGGGGGCUCUUAUGGUGGCAUGCUGGCUGCGUGGCUCAGGAUGAAGUAUCCUAAUAUUGUUGUAGGUGCAAUGGCAGCAUCAGCUCCUAUCUGGCAGUUCACCAAUGUAACAGUAUGCUCAUUGCCAUAUCAAAUAGUCACAAAGGAUUUUGAUAGUGCCAGUAAAAACUGCUCCAAGGUAGUGAAGAGAUCAUGGGAUGUCAUCAACACGUUAGCAAAGUCAGAUGAAGGGCGUUCAAAACUCACCAAGUUGUUGAGACUUUGCAGUAAAGUUGAAGACCAAGAGGAUGUUAGUGGUGUCAAAAGCUGGAUCAGUGCCACAUGGUUUAACUUAGCAAUGGUGGACUAUCCUUACCCAGCAAACUUUCUAGAACCACUUCCUGCCUGGCCAGUCAAGGAGGUGUGUAAGAAUAUGAAUGACACUGAAGCUUCAAGCGAUGCCAUCUUGAUGCAGGUUGCUAAUGCCCUCAACGUGUACUACAACUUCACAGGCAACCAAAAGUGCUUCAACACAUCUAAUCAAGCAGUGUCCAGCCUAGGUGACUUGGGAUGGUCUUACCAGGAGAUGGUGAUGCCAAUGUGUUCAGAUGGUAAGAAUGACAUGUUUGAACCUUCUCCAUGGAACAUACAAACUUAUGCUGAAGGAUGCCAGAAAUUCUGGGGCGUGACUCCGAGACCCGAGUGGAUUCCUGUACAUUAUUGGGCGAAGGAUUUAAGAGCGGCAAGUAACAUUAUAUUUAGCAAUGGAAUGCUUGAUCCUUGGUCUGGGGGUGGAGUGCUCAACAUUACCUCUGAUGACAUCACUACCAUUCUGAUUCCUGAUGGGGCUCACCAUCUUGAUCUCAGAACUCCGAAUGUAAAGGAUCCCAUUUCAGUCAGAGAAGCAAGGGUCUUGGAGAAAGUUACUAUCAUGAAAUGGAUAAAAUCUGCGGAAAAUUCUAAAUUAUAAAUAUCCAUAAUUUCUCAAAAUGCUUGCAGAGGACUUCGAAAUAUGUAUUUCAGUAAUAAACAAGUAUUUUAUAAUGAGAGUUCAUGGUGAUUAAUUAGCAUUUGUUCAUUACCAUUUUCUUAUCUCAGUAUACAAUUGUCUAUGGUUUUAUAAAUUUUUUUUUUUUAAAUGCAACCAUUUAGUUCAAUUAUUGGUCACAAAAGGUGGUACAUGAGACCAAUCACCCAAAUGUAUUUACUAGAAAAUAUUAAUUCAAAAUGAUUACUAACACUACAAUAAAUAUAAACAGUACUGUAUUUAGGUAUAAGAUCUGAAUCAGAACCAAGUGUAUCUGUCCUCACAGAAAUUACAUUGGUCAUUGGGUACAUUGGUACGAUAACUUAAAAUGUUGAUUAAUUAUGAAAUUGAGUGUACAAACAGUACUUAAAAUAUGUCAUAGAUUGAUUGAUUAAAAUCAUAUUCUUAUUCUUAUUCUUUAUUGCCAGAAACAAUACAAAAACAUACGCAUACAGUCAACUCAGGGAGUAGGCAGGAACCAAAUAGGGAACUAAAAUAAAUCACACUAGCAGAAGUUAGGAUUCCAUACUCCCUAAGCAACAAUACAUAACAAUAAAUAUAUAAAUUUAUAGAUAUUAAUAAACUCUUACAGUCUAGAUAUCGAAUAAUAAAAAGAUUAAAACAAUAAAAAUCAAGCAAUUUAACAAAGCAGAAAAAAAGAGAAAUGGGAAUGAAAAAAGAGUGAACCAUCAUUCAUCAUCAUCACACUGUGAACUGUUAUCAUCUCACUGAUUGGUGAAGAAUGUUCCAAGAUUGUGCCACAUUUUCCUGUUUUGUUUUUAAAAAAAACAUGAUAAAAAUUAAGAAGGGUAACAUAGGAAGAAAGGGGUUAGCAUAGAAAACGCAAAUAAAAUUCAUGAAAUUCAUUUGUAUACCAUGGAAAUUCAUAGAAAAUUUAAUUUGCACCGUUAUAUUAUGCAAGAAGUGAUGGUAAUAUUGAUUGUCAAUUAUUGAUAAUAAUAAACCAUGUACAACUCCGUUAUGUGUUAGACCUACAUUUAUAAAUUCUUAAAAAAUCAGAAUAAUAAUAGAAUAACUAAAGAAAAAUAAUUGAAAAGUCAAAAUAACCACAAUAAACAUACGUAUUUAGCAAACAAUGGCCAGUAUACUCGAUGCGUAUAUUUGUAUCACAAGACUGUUAUAAAUAAGAGUAAUGCUACAAUAAAUGUAUGUUUUUGUUUGUAUUUUUGUACCAAUAUAUAAUUAUAAAUAAAAUCUGUUUUUUUGUAGUAGGCCUAUCCUUUUUUAUAAUAAAUAAAUGUGACCGGGAUUAUGGAUGAAAA